GUCGCGGCGCGGUGGCUGGCGUGGUGGCCAGCUGGACCGCGACUGGCGUGCAGUCGGAGGCCUGCCCGCUCCCACCGCCCUGUCCGCCGGGGCCGGCCUGCCCCAACCUGACCUGCCCGGAGCUGACGUGCCCCGAGGCGGUCUGCCCGGCGUGCCCGACGCUGGUCUGCCCUGAGGGGCCGCCGUGGGUGCUUCUUGCCGCGGCCCUCGUGUUCAACGGUGUGGUGGCCGCGGUCGGCGGCUUCUGUGCCGGCGCGUUGAUGCCGGGCAGUAGGAUCCUCGUGCGCUACGUGGACGCUGGCGAGGACCUCCUGCACGAGCGUGUAUGCCUGUGGCCGGUGAGCUUCGAGGAGUGGGUCACGGAGUCACCAGAUGGCGACCAGAUGCCAGAGCGUCUGACAGGCCCCGACGUCGAGGAGUUCAUCGUGCUGGCGCCUGGUGGUGGGGUGCCUCGUCACGUGGUCUCGCCGAGGUACCGGUUCCGACGAGAGAUCGGCGCCCGGGAGCUCCGCGGGAAGGUGAUCGAGGCUCGGUACCAGGCGCGCCAGGCGCUCGCCGCUGGCGAGGCGCCGCUGCCCGCGCCGCUUCACACGCAGCAGUGGGACGGGCGCGUGGUGGCGCUCGAGGACUUCUGGCGGCUUGGGGGUGCGCCUGCCCGCCGUGGGCGGGGCAAGGCGCCACCGACUGUGCUGGACGCGCCCGACGACGAGGACGACGACUUGGGGGGCACCCAGACUCCUCCACCUCGAGAGGAGGCUGUCGCCGCCGCGGCGACCGCCAUCGUGGAGGACGAGAAGGACUACCGCUGGGUCGUCGGCGAGCCGAACUCCUCGUUCCCGCUCGGCACCGAGUUCACCGUCGCGACGAUCCUCAGCGAGAAGGACGCCCGCAGGCUGGGGGAUCGGAUGCUGGUGAGCGUCACCGCGUCCCCCGCCUCGGGCCGGACCGCCGAGGGCGUCGUGGUGCUCUACCGCCUCCACGUGGACGACGUUCCUGGUUUCGGGGCCCGGCGCUGGAGGGACAUUGCCGCGCUCAUGCCUAGCGACGGGCCUGCGGCACCUGAGCCUCCUUUGCCGGCCCCGGUGGACGCGCCGCCUGAGCCGGACCUUGACGACGCCAGGACCCUGCCCGUGCAGUACGACGAGCAGGGCGAGAGGUUCCGCUCGUGGAAGGAGGCCGUCGCCAAGAUGCACGAGAGCUUCUAUGAGGACUGGCCCGUCGAGGGCCCGCGUACCAUGCUUUGGAUGGCGAAGAACAUUGAGAGGACUGGAGGUUCCCCGAUGCAGUGGUACCACAAGUAUCUCGCCGAGAAUCGCAUUGCUGCUUCGGACCGCCUCGCGUACGAGCUACAGGCGAUGUGCCGCCUGUUGGAGCACGCCGGGUGCUACGAUCAGCUCAACCUCGCGUCGCUGGCCGCGUUCGAGGUGUUGGCGAGGAGGAUGCAGCUGUUGCUGGACGCGGCCAGUCGUGGUCCUGGAGAGGGCCGCUUUGAGGACGAGGAACUGUGGUCAGGCCAUCAGCAGCGGACUGCGGGGAUCGCCCCGGCCCUCACCGCUCACGUGGCCACCCGUGCCAAAGAGAAAGCCGAGAUCGAGAAGCAGCGCCAGAAGGCCCAAGAAGUGCGCGCAGCCACCGCCCACCCGAAGGCAAAGGCAGCCGCCAAGAAGGGGGCUGGAGGCGCAGUUUUUCAGCUCAGGCUCGCGUUCGUCGCCUACCUGAGCUUCACCUUCUUUUUCCAGAUGCAGCCUGAGGCCAUCACUCGUCGUGCCAACGAUGCCAUCUCAACCCUGAACUGGCUGAGCGGGUGCGGUGGGGCGGCCCCCGAGGGGAUAUGCUCGCCGGCGCAGGCCGAGGCCGUCCAGCACAUUAAGGGCGUGAUGGGGCGCUCUCAGGCUGUUGAUGUUGUUCCGCGUCCGCAUGAAGCCGCACGCGCGCUUCUGCGUUCCCGAGCCGGAUAUGACUCGGAUGAGCACAUUGUGAGCGACUACCAGGAAGAGCUGUUGUCGGUACCCGCGUCGUGCAAGGACUGCCCCUACGCGGUCGAUGCGGUGCCUGCUGAGGCUGCAUCAAUGCUGGUAGAUUUUGAAGAACGUAUGGUCAGGCCUGACAUCGAAUUUUGGGAGCUGGAGGACAACUCGGAGCCGGUCACCCCCUACAUGGACCGAAACUUGUCGGGGGAUCGACAGGCCUACAUCAAGUUUGUCCGUCGGCUGGAGUCAAUUGGUGUGUUGCGGUGGUGCACCGCUGUCAAGGAGCGCGCCACCGUGUUCUGUGUGAAGAAGAAGUCGGGGAUGCAGCGGCUAGUGGUCGACGCUCGCCGCAGCAACCGCCGCUUUCGCGAUCCCCCCGGAGUGGAGCUGGCCACCGCCGAGUCGCUAGGGCUCAUCGAGGUCGACGACGACUCGGAGGUGUUCAUCAGUACAGGCGACGUGCGGGACGCGUUCUACCGCUUCAAGAUCGAUGUGGAGCUCAGCCGCUACUUCGGGCUGCCACCGCUGCGAGCGGAGGAGCUCCACCUUCACGAGGCUGAGGGGGAGUGGCUGUCGGCGGACCGCUGGGUGCACCCCUGCUUCGCGGUGCUCCCCAUGGGGUUCAAGUGGUCACUCUACCUCGUGCAGGGGGCGGUCACCAAGCAGGUGGAGGAGGCCACGGGCGCGACCGCCGAUCGGCGCCUGCAGACGUUUGGCGGCUCGCGCCUGAUUACCUCAGGCGGGCAGCCUCUCCACUACGUCUACGUGGACAACGUAGGCUUUCUUGGCGGUCAGCCUAAGGAGGUGCAGACGAUGAAGGAUUGUGCUUGCGAGCGAUUGGACGGCGUGGGGCUGUCCACUCACGAGCACGUCGAGGCUCAGACUCAGUCGGAGGUGCUGGGCGUGGCGAUCGAUGGCGGCAAGGGCAUUGUGGCCACGUCGCUCAAGAGGAUGUGGAAAGUCGACAGCCUGCUGACCUGGCUGCUGGACCGUGGAGUUGCCUCGGGGCACCAGCUGGAGUCGACCGUUGGCCACCUGACCUUCAUUUUCAUGCUCCGUCGCCCCCUGUUGUCGGUUCUGUCUGCGACCUACCAGUUCAUUCGUAGCGCUGGUGGUGAGCAGAUCGAGCUUUGGCCCUCUGUGCGGGCCGAGCUUGGUGCAGCGCGAGCCCUGCUACCCUUUGCAUUUGCUCAGUGGAGAUUGCCCUGGCAUGGCGAGGUGGUGGCGACGGAUGCCUGCCCUACCG
Messenger RNA from Prorocentrum cordatum, 3216 nucleotides. The record is from the annotation of a GenBank genome assembly. NCBI's taxonomy places the organism in Eukaryota, Dinophyceae, Prorocentrales, Prorocentraceae.